AUGAUCGAGAUACUUUCACCUACCACCACUGCAGGACACGAUCAAGGACGGGUAGGGAUGGACGGGUGUAACAGGUCGAGGGCGACGAGGGUCGUCAGCGGGUUCGGGGUUCCUGCGGUAGAUCAGCAAGAGCAAGAAGGACCUUCGACCUCGAUAUCCAUCUCGAUCUCGACCAAGAAUUUCGGACGGGUCGCUUCGUUUGGAGAAUCGUGUCCUAGGAACUCUCCUCGGCCGGAAAGGCUCGUCCUUCACCCUACGUUUGCACCGACAUCGGGCCGGGCUUUGGUUACUACUUCUACCGGAACUACGACUGCGAGUGCGUCUGGCUCUACAUCUCACGUGGAUCAACCUGGACCUCGAUCUCGGUAUCAUCAACCCCCUUCGCCUCUCUCGACCACAUCCUCCAUCCAAUCGAGAUCGAGAUCACGAUCCUCCUCGGUCUCUCCUUCGGGAUCUUCCGCUUCCUUGUCACCGUCUCCUUCCUCGGCAAGAGGAUCAGGGUCGGCAUACAUGAGGGAGAGGAAGAGGACACAGCCGUUGUUCACCUCGGAGCCUUUGUACAUGCGGAUGAACCCUGCGCCACGCCAGGCAGGUGAACCAGGGCAGGCAGGGGUACCUCAGCAGGAACACGAUCGGGAUAUGAGAUCCAACGAACAUGUUGUACGGCUCCUCCCGCCUCAAGACUUGCAUCAAGGACAGCAUCAACAGGAGAGAUCGGGGCGUACGAAGAUCAAGAUGACGAGAUCGGGAUCUUGUUCGACGCCUGGGUUGUCCCCGUCGACGGAGAUGGAUUUGAUGGAGAUUACUUCGGAUGAGGUUGGAGGCACGCCUUACGGCAGCGUCGGGGUUAGCAUUAGUGUUGGUGGACAGGUCAAGCUCAAGCAAGAUACUGUGAUGCCAAGCAGUCCUCGGGAAGAGGAGGUCCACCGUGUCAAGGCUAUCCCAGUAGGGCGACCUGUCAAGGCGAGAGAGGACGAGGAGAAGACUCCUGGAGUUGGAGGUGAACCAGGGUCAAUGUCGUUAUUGACGGUGAUGAUGCAGGAGCAACGGAAGAAGGAUAUCGACCGACAACAACAAUCGCGCCCGGGAAGUAGUAGCGGGAUGGGAGAGAGGAGCGACUUGCAGACUGGGAACUUGGGUUCGAGAGAGUCGGUCUUGGGGUUGCAAGGCGCUUUGGAUCAGUCUUUAGGUUGUUCAGCUUUAGGAAUUAACACACCCCGACCGAUCUUGGUCUGCCCUUCUGGGCCGAGCGCUUCGACGACGAUGACUUGCCCCUCGAUGGCCAGCAGCCUGGCUCGACGGACGAGCCCGUCCAUGUCGCCCAGCAAGAAAUUGGCGGGGUGUUCCAUCCUGAGGAAACCUUCGGACAAGUGGUACCCGAGCGAGUUGGGCGGGUCCGUGGCAGCUCCUGGAUCGGCGAUUCAGGUGGACAGACCAUCGAGUCCCAAGGCUAUACAGGCGGCCCCACAUGCUAAUGAGGAAGCUGCGAUGCCGCAGACACCGGCUGGACCCAGGAAAUCGAGCUUGACGUUCGCCGUCGUCCCGCCCGCUGCUUCUGCAGAGGGAGGUCUCUUGCAAAGAAAGGUCUCGGAUGGCAAGAAGGGAUCGACGUCGGUGACUUUCAAAGCGUUAUCGGAUGAUCCGGGGCAUACUGGGAGACGGGUCUUGGCUGACGAGGUCAUCAUGGAGGAUGACGAUGAAGAAGAGGAGGGGAAAGACGAUGAUCAGAUGGAAGAGGAGGAUGAGGACGAGGAUAACGAGGAUUCGCACCAUAGCGAUGAUAUGGACGGUGAAGAGGAUGACGAGGCAGAUCAACACGCCUUGGCCCGGGAGAGCUCCGGGGGACGUCACGGCUCGCUAGAGGAGCAGGAUGACGGGGAGACAGCCAAGCACGGAUCUUACGAUCGACACAGUGAGGUAUCCGACGAAUACGACGAGGAGGAGGAGGAGGACGAGGAUGAAGACGAGGAUCUUUCGAACAACCCUCGAGAGGACUCGUACGACGCCAACUUGAGCGAACAACCGACACCGAUGAGCGAGGUCGUCGAUUCCAUGUCGGAGACGGAUGGUGACGAGGAAGAAGAGGACGAUGAUGACAAUGGCGAGGACGAUCUCGAGCUGAACGUCAACGGGACGGCCUCGGGAUACGAGGAGGACUCGGAAGCCGGGUUCUCGAGCGACGAUUCGGCAGUCCAGCGGAAGGCGAUUCGGUCGGGGCUCAUAAAGACGCUCGGUCGUUCGCCUCGUCCCAGCAAGUUCAGGUCCAGGGAGGCUCAGGUGGUCAAGGAAGAGGAUGAUGUCAAGACCACUAGAUUUGUGUCUCCCCGAGGUCGACGAGGGUUGUACCAUGUCAGGCGGGGCAAGCUCGUCAUGGAAGAGCGGGAUGUUAGUCACGCCCCUCCACGCGAGCGCCACCUUUCAUCUCGAACCCAACAGCUCGAAGUCGACGUCGAGGACAUGUCAGAAGCACUUGCAGACUCCCGCCGUCACCAUCGAUACGCUUUCGCUCGCCCUACCAAUUAUCGUCGUCGGCGACCCGUCUCGGAAGUCCACGAAGAGAUUAUCGGCGGGUCGGCUUCUUCCCUGAUCAGCCCCGGGUCAUUCGUCCGGAUCGGUGGUCAAGAAGGCCAAGCCGAAGUAGAACGUGGUCGUGGUGCCGUACAGAUCCAGCACGCAUUGCCUCCUCGAUCACACAACGCCGUCGCAGCGGGGAAAUCUGGAAACGAUUCGUGUACACGACAUCGCAGCCCGCCACCUCGAGCUCGAACGAAACCGGCUCAGCUCGGUCGAUCCGCUUCGGAAAGGUCAAACUGGAUGGUUCCUCCCGCCGGUCAAUCUCCCAGUGCAGGGAGGCUCAAGAUCAAGCGGGGCGUAAGCGAUUCACCUCGAAAGCGUCGAGCCAAGGAGGUCGGCUAUGGGACCGACGUCUUGGCGCUCGGUCAGAGGUCGAGGCGAGCCGACAACGAUUCGAUCGUUGAAGAGGAUCCUAGCGCCAUGUCGGCGGCAUUGACGGGGACCGAGAAUGAGACGACUACGGGUCCUCAUCCAGGUCCUUCGGCGCUGGCCAAAUUGUCGGCGUUGAGAGGGUGGAGGAGCGAUGAUGCCGUCUUCGCCGUUCCGACUGUCAAGAGGGAACUUCCCGUCAAACCCAGGUUGGACGCACAACAGGCACAUCAACCACAGCCUCCUCGACGUCGUCCCGGUCCACCACCGAGUCCCUUGAGACCGACCCGGACGAUGACCUCGGCCUCGUCUUCCCGCAACGAGAGCGCAUGUGAGAGCGACCAGACCGGAUUCAGCGGGACGAUCGGGACGGGAGGAGGUUACCGGAGCGCCUCUGAGAGGAUGGUCAAUGGGAUGAUCAGCGUGCUCAGGCGGGCUUCCGGGUCGGUCCAGCCGUUCUUCAAGACCGAGGGGACGGGCAUGGGUGGAAGAGACCUCAGCUCGCCCAUCUCCCCCGACGCGAAUGUCAACUUCGGAAGCGUGUCCCUCGGAUUGGACACGGCUUCGUUGCCCCGUCCGUGCGAGGUCGCUAUCGACAUGACCCCCGCUUUAGGGAUUAAAGCUGGUCCUGCUCCCGGUCGGUCGUCCGCCCCAGCUCAACAAGUGUUGCAUCAGACGCUUAACAGCCGGGCUUCUUCGCCCUGGUCCCCUUUGAUGUCUCCUGACGAACACGGGACCAAUGGUGAACACACUGUUGCUGUUGAGCAUCGACUCGCGCAAGCUACUUCUACUGCGUCGGGGUACAUGACCGAACCUACCAAGGUAUCGCUUGUCGAUCCGGGGAGGAGAGGCUCUCAGCCGGAAGUCAGGAUCACGUCGAGGCCCAUUCAGUGCCCGUUGCGGAAACGCGCGACGGUGAUGGAAUGA
This is a messenger RNA of Filobasidium floriforme, 3870 nucleotides long. RefSeq lists its product as uncharacterized. The coding region runs from base 1 to 3870 and encodes 1289 amino acids. The record is from RefSeq and is a predicted model, not a curated record. The transcript is spliced from 2 exons. Lineage: Eukaryota; Fungi; Basidiomycota; Tremellomycetes; Filobasidiales; Filobasidiaceae.